This is a messenger RNA of Myripristis murdjan (pinecone soldierfish), 2058 nucleotides long. RefSeq names its product DEAD (Asp-Glu-Ala-Asp) box polypeptide 39Ab (gene ddx39ab). The record is from RefSeq and is a predicted model, not a curated record. The transcript has 10 exons. Gene Ontology annotation, molecular function: RNA helicase activity; ATP binding; nucleic acid binding. The coding region runs from base 62 to 1345 and encodes 427 amino acids. Lineage: Eukaryota; Metazoa; Chordata; Actinopteri; Holocentriformes; Holocentridae.
CCAUGCGGUUUCGAGUGGAGUCUUGCUGUGGCGGAGUGGUAAUAUCGUGAAGACAGACAGAAUGGCUGAGAACGACGUUGAAAACGAGCUGCUCGACUAUGAAGAAGACGAGGAGCCUCAGGGAGCCCCCGAGAGCGCAACCCCUGCAGGCAAGAAGGAGGUGAAGGGUUCCUAUGUCUCCAUCCACAGCUCUGGCUUCAGAGAUUUCCUGCUCAAACCAGAACUGCUUCGUGCCAUUGUCGACUGUGGCUUUGAACAUCCAUCUGAAGUCCAGCAUGAAUGCAUCCCCCAGGCCAUCCUGGGUAUGGACAUCCUGUGCCAAGCCAAAUCUGGUAUGGGCAAGACGGCUGUGUUUGUGCUGGCCACACUGCAGCAGAUUGAGCCUGUUGAUGGACAGGUGUCCGUAUUAGUCAUGUGCCACACACGAGAGUUGGCUUUCCAGAUCAGUAAAGAGUAUGAGCGGUUCUCCAAGUACAUGCCCACUGUCAAGGCAGCAGUAUUUUUUGGUGGCCUGGCCAUCAAGAAGGAUGAGGAGGUAUUGAAGAAGAACUGCCCACACAUCGUUGUUGGAACACCAGGCCGCAUCCUCGCCCUCAUCCGGAACAAGACCCUCAACCUGAAGAACGUCAAGCACUUUGUCCUGGAUGAGUGUGACAAGAUGUUGGAGCAGCUAGACAUGAGACGUGAUGUACAGGAUAUCUUCAGGCUCACACCCCACGAGAAGCAGUGUAUGAUGUUCAGUGCUACCCUGAGCAAGGAAAUCCGACCAGUCUGCCGCAAAUUCAUGCAGGAUCCCAUGGAAGUAUUUGUGGACGACGAGACCAAACUUACACUCCACGGCUUACAACAGUACUACUGCAAGUUGAAGGACAGCGAGAAGAACCGCAAGCUCUUCGACCUGCUUGAUGUCUUGGAGUUCAACCAGGUGGUGAUCUUUGUCAAGUCAGUCCAGCGCUGCGUGGCUCUGUCCCAGCUGCUGGUGGAACAGAAUUUCCCUGCCAUCGCCAUACACAGGGGAAUGGCUCAGGAAGAGAGGCUGUCUCGUUAUCAGCAGUUCAAGGACUUCCAAAGACGAAUCUUGGUGGCCACCAACCUCUUUGGCCGAGGGAUGGACAUCGAGCGGGUCAAUAUUGUCUUCAACUACGACAUGCCAGAAGAUUCUGACACCUAUUUGCACAGGGUCGCCCGUGCUGGUAGGUUUGGGACCAAAGGCCUGGCCGUAACCUUCGUGUCAGACGAGACCGACGCCAAGACCCUGAACGAUGUGCAGGACCGCUUUGAAGUCAAUGUGGCCGAGCUUCCAGAUGAGAUUGACAUCUCAACCUACAUUGAGCAGUCCAGAUGAGUUCUCAAGCCAAGCAGAAGUCUCCUCUCCGUGGAUCUCCUCGUCAUCUUGUAUUUGGAAGCAAACCCACUUCACUGUUUAUUUCAAAGCUCUGCUCCAUAACUGUGUCCACCAAACGUUUUUAUUUUAAUGUCUAUUGAGGGGGUGAGGUGAGGGUCGUCUGAUUUUAAUUUCUCUUUUACCGUGGUUUGUUUUUGCUCAGUGAAAUUAAAACUUUUUAUAAAACGCCAGUUGACCGUUUUGGUCUCUUGUAAGGAUAUUGUCUUCUUGAUCGUUGUUCACAUUUAUAAGGAUCUACAAGUAAAGCUUCUGGAAUAUGUGCAGAGAAGUAGUUCAGAGGAACUUGUAAAACAGAUUUUGUUUCUCUUUGCAAACAAGGAGUCAAAUCAUGUUCAGACUAGUGUUUUUUUUUCUCUCUCUCUCUGUUUUCUUCAGUUGUAGAUUUUUUUUGUAAUCCCCCUUGGUAAUAAGUGGUCAUGCAGUCAUAGUUCCAGUAGGGAAAAGAUUUUAAGUGACACGGCAGCUGUUUUUUGUCUUUUGCCACUAAUCGAAUACUUAAAAGCAAUCUCAAAGAGAACCGAUGAUAAAUCUGUAUAGUGUCACUGGACGUAGGUCUGCUGUUCACUGUGUAAUCAUUUUACUGAUGCCCCAUUUGUAACUCUGAAGGCCAUGAAGUGGUUUUGAUCUUGUUUUGAAAUAAAACUACAAGCAAA